GAUCAGCCUCAGGACGAACGAAGGAUUCGACUGACAGACAACUCGUGGAAGACAGGGCAUGCUGUUAUUCUUUCAGGUAUCGGUGCGUAGACUGUUGCAAUUUCAACAGUCUAAUUUGUAAAUUGCAAUUUACACUAGUCCGUGAUGAUACUCCGAAAUUUGUCGCCGCUCUGUUCUGCUUCGUCUUGCGCUCGACAUCUCCAUCAUUUCCGUGCCUUUGAAGAGCCACACUCUACCCGCUGAUCGAGAAUCAUCGUCGUCGCUGGAAAUUUCAACUCAUGUUCGCCUAUUUGGAUUCUGUCACCUGACGCUUCGUUGCGUUCUGGAAACAAUUUUGUGACAUACUCCGCCAUGUCUCAAUGUGCCGAGUGCGGCCGAGAAAGGGCGACGGCGAAAUGUUCGCGCUGCAAAUCCGUUUGCUACUGCAACCGGGAGUGCCAACUGACGGCCUGGAGGGAGCACAAGGCUCAUUGCAAGCCUCCUGCAGCAGCAGCAGCGAUGGGCGGCGAGAGAAUGGUGCUCCGUGAAGUGGAGACGGCUCGGGACACGACGAGAGCCGCUCCCGAUCCGAAGACAUUUCCCGCGCAGCUGCGCGAUUUCGAGUACGGGAGCAGCCCGGACGGCGUGGACGAGAACCUCCUCGUCCUUCUGCACGGAAGCGGAGGCACUCACAAGGACUUCGCCACAUUCGCGCGGAGGCUGGAACUCCCUCAAACCGCGUUCCUGGCCCUGACGGGACCGAUCAAACUCCCGGAGGCUCUCGCAAUCGGGAGCUUGUGGUUCCAAAUCUUUGACGAGACCGACUUCUGUCUGCUGACGCCGGGAGACAAAAAGCGGGCGGAAACUCUGGAAUCCACGAAGACUCUCUUGGAGGAGAUGAUCCAGGCUCUGUGCAGCCACUGCGGAUGGCAGCGCAGCAAAAUUUUCCUCUUCGGCUACGCCGACGGGGGCACCACGGUGUUGAAUUUCGCCGUGAAUUCCUGCGGCCCAGCUCGGCUCGGAGGUGCCAUAUCAAUUUCAGGCUCGAUGCUCGGAGAAUAUCUUCCGGCAGGUGGUCGACCGCCCUGGGAAGAGUGCAAGAAGGAUUGUACCCCUGUGCUGAUCACGUACGGGACGAGAGCCCCCGAGGCGGAUCAGAAAGACAUAAUCAGGACGAAGAGGGUCUUCGACUCCUGCCACCGGAAUCCGCGAGCUCAACUGGUGGGUGUCGAUAAACGAGGAGAGAUGGUAAGCAAACCCGACGAAGUAAGAGCUCUGCAUGGGUUCUUCGCCGAGCACCUGUCUCGACGCAUGGUCAAUAUGGAGAGCAAUUCGACGCUAUAUGAAGUUUCCAAGUCGUAGCAUCCCCUUCUCUUGUUUUCAUGAACUGGCCGCAUGUCGAUCACGGAGAGAGCGAAAGGAUGAUGCUCCAUCGCGCGAGCGUGGUUUCCUCACCCUGAAAUCAGGACUGUGAGUACGGUAGACAUUGAUGGAGACCAACAAUGGAGACUUUUCUUAACUCUUGAUUCUAGAGGAGCAAGCUUCUCACAGCACACCGAGUGUGCCAUAAGGUGGAUUAUCUCGCAGAAGGCAGGCUGAUAUUAACAUGCCUCCCUUGUUAAUCAAUCCCGUGCCACCCAAAUCCUCAAGCAGAAUUAUUGCACCGGUCCCUUGAUGGCUUUGGGACCUCUGUUCCCUUAGAACCCUCCUCUCAGUAAAGCCGAGUACAUCAGAAGAGGUGCAUCGCUUGGCUUCAUGAGUUUUGUACAGACCUUGGCAGCGAAGUGUACAACACUCUGUGUGAUUACAUCCUCAGAUUGACCAUGUAGAGGAGGAAGGUAGAGGAGCGGGAGGAUGAGGCAAUACUGGUGUCUUUGAAGGCUAUGCUUCGGAGGUAUCCUCUGCAGGCAGGUCCUUCCUCAGAUUCUAGAGAACUUGGCGUAAAGAAUUUCACAUUUUUUACGUUUGUGAACAGAAGAGAGUGAAGUCGAAUCUCGGGGGUGCAGGUAGAGCAUCUAAACGGAAGGUAAACUGGUCGGUCCAGCUGUUGCUCCUCCACGCUUGUAGGAUCGAUGCAGGAACUAAAACUGCCACUAGGAUCAGGUUGCCUCUCAGCUGAUCCUAUUCGUAGGACGGUCACAGGUCUAAUUCGGUAGUGAUUCUGGUGAAGGAGUUGGGAUCAUCGACGUCCUAUACACUGCAGAUGGUAUACUCAUUUCCUUACAUUUUGAAAGUUCUCACACAUUCUGAUAGCUAACGCCGUUAAUGAAGAUCGGUUGGUGUCGAUUUGCGAUACAGCACAAAAAAAUCGCCCUUUUUUCAUCAACUAGUGCUCGUGCCUAGAGUCUGCUGAUAUUGAGCUAAAGCUGGGUGCAAUCUUCGGUGUUCUUAGGGGUGAAGCAUUCUUUGUGUGAUGUCUUUUCUUUGGGGCACUUCAUCCUUAUGUGCAAGGUGGACUUUCUCCUCGACUUAGAUGAUGAGGUGGAAAGGCAUGAACUUGGAGUUUUGGAACUGGGUGAUUUGGGACAGGGAGAAUCGGGUUGAUUUGGUGGUGAAGGAGGAGCGGUCGGGGAUGAGCACAGAGAUUUGCUUUCCUGUUCUUUCCCUUUCUCUUUUUCUUUCUCUUUACCCUCUGGAGGAGAGUUUGAAACUGGCUUUCUGUAGUCCCAUAUCAAAAUUGCUCCCUCUUCUCCAACCGAUAUGAUUUUCUGCUGAUCUGGGCUCACCCUUACCUGGAAGCGUUUCCACCAAAGUUCGUGUUAUCACGUCAGUAGAUACCACGGAUUACUUCUUUUGCACAGAUGUAGACAAGUAUCAAAUUUGCGGAGCAGACUCUUCAUGUUGUCUUUUCUUCAUUGUAAACGGAUGGCGAAUAUAACGAUUCGAAUGGAUUCACUGACGUUUCCUUGAAGGAAUCGUGAGUGGAAGAAACUGAAGCUCUCGAUUAUAACAAGGUCAGAUCAGGAGUUCUUCUUGCCAGAUAAUGCAAGAGCUGCAGGACCAGUCUGAAGGGUUUAUAACAUGAAGUGGGGCCCGGAGGCUAUUGACAGAUUUUCAAGCACUGAGAUAACGUAAAGAAUGAUGAGUACCAGAGACAAAAGCGGAAGGUGAUGCGAUACUGAGAUGUACUUGCCUUGGUAAUAGGCUCACUGUGUCCAUGCCCAACGAAGUAGUUGUGGCCUUCAUCGUAGUUCCACAACUUGACUUCACGGUCUACACCAGCACUGACCAUACCAGCACCAUCUGGACUGAUAUCGAUCGAGUACACUUCUGAUGUGAGUGAUCCAUCCAAAAUACGUAUAGGUUGACAAUCAUACGCAUCCCACCAUGUUAUCUGCACGGGUGGAGACGGGUUCGAGAUUCAGUAUCAAGUAAUUUAGCUUGAUCAUUUGUUCUGCUCUGUAAGACUUUCUCACAAUUUGGGCAAACACCUCCUCAGAUUGGGUCACCACUGGCUGUGUCUCAGACCUCUC
Marchantia polymorpha subsp. ruderalis is the source of this 3452-nucleotide messenger RNA. The record is from the annotation of a GenBank genome assembly. Lineage: Eukaryota; Viridiplantae; Streptophyta; Marchantiopsida; Marchantiales; Marchantiaceae.